UCAGCGCAACGAUGAUGAUCGCCGGCCUUACUUUAGCCGUUGCUGCCGGCUGCCUGGUCGCCGGUCUAGCCGAAGAACGCCAAUUCGUGGUUCACACAACUUGUGGAGCUACGAGAGGAAUCGUUCGUUCCACGACUGCUGGUCCAGUGCUAGCCUUCCUGGGAAUACCUUUUGCCGAGUCGCCGCUAAGUGAACAUCGCUUCAAGAAGCCGACGCCUAAAAAGCCUUGGCAAGGGGUUCUAAACGCCACAUCGUUGAGGCCAAUGUGUCCCCAGAAUCCCACGCGCAUCCACAAUUACUUUGCUAUAACGGAAGCGGAUCCCGUUUCCGAGGACUGUCUUUUUCUCAACGUCUUCAAACCCGUUCGAAAUGACUCUGCUCUGAGGCCCGUAGUCGUAUACAUUCACGGAGGCGCCUUUUUGUUCGGAGGAAUUGCCAUGAAGAUUUUCGAUGCUUCCGAACUAUCCGUGCGAGGAGACCUUGUCGUCGUCACCAUCGCCUACAGGCUAGGACCGUUAGGGUUUCUGUAUAUGGGUACAGAAGAGGCACCGGGCAACAUGGGCCUCUACGAUCAACAACUUGCGCUGCAAUGGGUCAAGGACAACGCACGUUCCUUUGGCGCCGAUCCGGAUGUCAUAACUGUAAUGGGUGAGAGCGCCGGAGCCAUCUCGGUCGGCAUCCACCUACUGUCUCCAAGUAGCGACGGUCUCUUCCAGCGCGCUUUCAUGCAAAGCGGCAGCCCGUUUAUCGGGGUUUUCGUGAGCAGUCCAACGAAGGCGGCAUCCAGCACAGACAUGCUCGCAGCCUACCUCGACUGCAAGGAACGGGACUCGCGUGAGCUUUCUGUGACAGAGGUCGUCAGCUGCCUGCGAUCCAAGGACGUCGGUGACAUCUUAGAAGCCGCGGAAAGUUUACACACAGCCAAGUUCGACGGAUUCGUUCCGUUUUUCGGCGGUGACUUUGUGCCGGAAAAGCUCGGAAAAGCAUUCGCCCGUGUCCCACCAAACGCACGCGACGUCCUCGUGAGCGUGUGCGAAGCGGAGGGAGACGCUUUGAUCAAGUACUUGCUUGGGGCGUUCAACAUUGUAGAAAACCUUGACAAAGUGACUGCGCGCCGUAUGGAGGCUGUUCUGAGGUUGCCAUUGUCGCGUGUGCUUGUCGGCACCGACAUUGACGCCAUCAUCGAGCGCUACCUCGGCCCAGUGUCGGGCCAGAAUGGAAUCGAAGUAGCUCGGGCUGCGUCGGAUAUGUUGGGUGACUGGAUGUUCGGCUGCCCGGCUCUAAGCACGGCCAACGCGCUUGCAGCUGCGAACGUGUCAGUGCACGUUCUACGUUAUUCUGAGCGGCUGUCCUUCAUCGAUUGGCCCGAGUGGGUUCGUCCGACACACAGUGAUGACAUCGUGUUCAGCCUGGGCUCCAGUCUGAGCCUUGGAAGCCGUCCCUCCGACGCUGACGUCAAGGCUACUGAGAACAUGAUAAACAUCGUCUCGACGUUCACUCGCACAGGCGUGCCAAAGGUCACGGAUGGCACGAAAUGGCCGAAAUUUGGGAAAGAAGGAGAGUACUUGCACAUACGGAAUGGAAGCAGUGUCCAGGAAAAGCACUUCUUCGAAUCUACGUGUAACUUCUGGCACAAGGUUCUACCUCAUGAUUAAAAAGCAACU
This is a messenger RNA of Dermacentor silvarum, 1664 nucleotides long. RefSeq names its product acetylcholinesterase. The transcript has 2 exons. Gene Ontology annotation, molecular function: acetylcholinesterase activity. The record is from RefSeq and is a predicted model, not a curated record. NCBI's taxonomy places the organism in Eukaryota, Metazoa, Arthropoda, Arachnida, Ixodida, Ixodidae. Gene Ontology annotation, cellular component: plasma membrane. Bases 12 to 1655 code for a protein of 547 amino acids. Gene Ontology annotation, biological process: choline metabolic process; acetylcholine catabolic process.